AUGGGCUUCGAAUUCGACCACGAAAGGAUCCCCCUCUACAAACUGAUCGUCCACAUCAUCCAGAUUGUCAUAUCUGUCACGAUCUGGGUCCUCGAGAUCAUUGUCUUCAAAGGGGGCGAUAUCAACGGCAACAAUGGCUGGACCUUCGGAGUGUGCUUCCUGAGAAUAGCCGAUCCCAAAGCCAUGCUCGUUUUUGAUUUUAUGUAUACCGUCAUCUGGCUGUCUGCGUUUGCCACGCAGGCCGCCUACAACACAGCCAAUGACUGUGGUAGCGCCUGCGGGCCUAGCAAGGCCAUCGUCGGCCUGGGCGUCUUUAACACCCUCUUCUGGGCCGCCUCCACCCUGAUCUCAGUGGCCACAUACCGAUACUACAACUUCAACGGCGUCCUGCCUGGUUACGAGACGUCUCGCGGCCCGCGCACAAACAGUAUCGACCCAGACAAGGCCGCCUUCUCCACCGCCCCCGUGGACGAGGAGGCCUAUGCCCCCGUUGGCAUGAACGACCAGGACGACGAGCCCGAGUUCAACGCCUCCCCCUACGGAGGCGGCAUGGGCACCAGCUCCACCCGACACGACGCGCAUGACAUCAACCCCUACACCGCCGACACCUCGUACGGUGGCGCAGCCGCCGUGCACAACCCGCCCUUUGAACACCACGGCGAGUACAACACCCACACCUCGCCCGCACCCCCUGGUGGUCACAUGUACGCGCCGCCACCUGCCGCCGCCGACUUCGAUGACAGGCCAGUUGCCUUCCCUUCUGCGGACUACAGCCGGGUACAGUAA
Molecule: messenger RNA, 786 nt
Organism: Diaporthe citri
Lineage: Eukaryota; Fungi; Ascomycota; Sordariomycetes; Diaporthales; Diaporthaceae
Exons: 4
Coding region: 1-786 (261 amino acids)
Source: RefSeq, a predicted model, not a curated record